GAAUCAAGUAUCAAGUGGGGAAGGUAUAUCGAAAACACUGAUCCUUGUUCUAAAUGUUUCCUGAUAAAGCCCUUUUUUUGGGUUCUGUAAAAACUGACCGUAUAGCAAUGACUGAUCAUCAAGUGAUGGAGGGGAGUGAUAAUGAUAAAGAAAACCUCAAGAGAGGCGAUUUCUAUACGGACUCCAAGUUGAAAGAUAUUCUAAACCAUGCGUAUUUUGUGCCUUUGCCUGAUAGUAUUACUCAAGAGGAGUCAACUGGCAUUUUUCGACAACGGAUCGUCCCUUUUAAUGCUCCUCUUUGGUUUGUACAAAAAAAAAGGGCGUUGAACGAUGAGCAAAUCGACAGCAAUAAAGUUGAGGGAAACGCUAUUAGCAACAGUAAUGUUACGACUUUCUACGCUGAGACCCCUAGAAGAACAACUGUAAAUGAUGCUGAAGUCGAUAAUGAUAUUGAUGUGGAGCUUGACGAUGGAAUAACGAGCCUAAAUGAUGAAAGUAACGCUAAUGUUGGCGAAGAAAGCGUUAAACCUGCAAUAAAGGAAGAAGAAAGUAUACAGCUCAUUUUGAAAGAUGAGGAUGAGCCGUUGCUGGAUAUUGAAGGUGAUGACGACGUGAUGGAUCACGUACAACCAUGGAAAAUUAGAUUAAUGGAGCAACCAAAACGAACAAUGACGGCUAGUCGUGAAAAUCCACCAGAGCCAAUAGCAGCCUGUUUUGUUCCCAAUAAUAUUACUAAGCAAAAUACAAACGAAGUAAUUAGCCUCAAUCAAUUUCAAACGAGCCCACAACGGUCUGUAAUAUCAUCUGAUGGUGAUGCUAGUAGGCCUAAAAAGAAAAAGAAAACUGUAUCCUUUGCUUUUUAAUAAAUAUCGCAUCAAUUUUCUGCUCUCGCGUGUCAGUGCUGGCCGCUGUCAUUCAAACCUGGAUUGUUAGAGAGCAGUCAUAACCCUAGUUAACAAAAUUCGUCUUUUUUUGACAGAUAAACAACCCC
Mycotypha africana is the source of this 991-nucleotide messenger RNA. RefSeq lists its product as uncharacterized. The coding region runs from base 54 to 863 and encodes 269 amino acids. Lineage: Eukaryota; Fungi; Mucoromycota; Mucoromycetes; Mucorales; Mycotyphaceae. The transcript is spliced from 2 exons. The record is from RefSeq and is a predicted model, not a curated record.